CGAUCCGUAUCCCAGUUCAGUUCGUUACAGGCUGUCGACGCGGUUAUACAACUUCCGACCGAGAACGGCCAACAGCAGGUUCUAUCUGUGCCCCGUCUAACUGGUGUGAGUGAAGUUUCCGUUCGCGCGCGCAUUUCGGACCACCGUGAGUCAGCGCUUACUGGGAUCCAUAGCCGACGUUUGUGGGUGUUGUUUAGAGCUAUUGUGCCAGAGCCUACCUUGAUUCCGGGAAAGCUAUCGGAUUUCGCGAUUAUUUUGUUUGAAUUAUUAAUCCGGAAGCGGGGUUAGUGUUCGCUAGGGGUGUGAGUGUGUGUCAGAGUAAGAGUAAGCGGGCGGACAUAACAACAAGUACCCGGCUGUACGGUUGGUCUACCCCUACCACUCCAGACAGUGACCGCAGCAUUACAGCAGCAGGAAAGUGGGUGAGAGGCGUGAGACAAUCUGUCAAUCAGUUUGAAGUGCAGCUCGGGGUAGUCGGAAUUCGAAGUGGUGUGCCAACGGGGGACGACAUUCCUGGAAAAAAAGUGUUUAUCACUCUCGCUCUCGGCUGAUAGUCGCAUGUAGUGCAAAUAAUUCAUCCAGUGUGUGUUGUAACAACCUGCGGGUGGAGAAUAUCCUUCUUUCUUGUGUGGAAAUUUCGCUCUCCCGACACAGGAACUAGCAACUUUGCGAGGCGGAAGAAGUGAACCGUCGUACGCUGUAAUCGAUUCCAUCCAUUUCGAGCCGUUUCGGGCGCGUGAUAACGAGGAGGCAGCUACCGGAAGUCAACCAGAGGGAAGAACUGCAGUGGAAGUAGCGCACAGUAGCGGUAAGUGGAGCCGUGAAAAAAGUGUGGUGAAAAGUCUGAAAUUGUGUUAUAUAACUGAGCUUCGGCGGAAGUAGAAGAGAAAAGCUGAACAACAAGUGCUGGGAGAAUCGAGUUCAGGUGUGCCUGACUGUCGCCCGAAGGGGACUAUGCUUGGGGUAGGAUUUUCCAGCGUACCGGAAGUGAACUGGAUUUAAGGAGGUGUGCUGGUGGUUAAAGGACUGACAUGGGAAAUUAAGUGCUAAUGAAGAAGAAGCGGUGUUUGAAGCAAUGAAAUCCAUUCGGUGAAUGUAAACGUCCCAAAAACCUUCUCGAAGAAGCAUCGCAGCAACCGUUGUCCGUCGAUAGGAACAAAUUUCCCCACCCCACCGCCCCGUAGAUAGGACACCAAUUUAGUGAUUGUGUGCGUGUGAGUGAGCAGCUACAAAAAAAUUGUUUAAAUCGAGUUCUAGCUUGUUCAACCAACGGGUCAUCGGCAGACAGUAGUAACAGUGUCACAACAGCAGAAGCAAUGGGCAAAAAGAACUCCAAACUAAAGCAGGACACGAUCGAUCGGCUCACGACGGCGACCUACUUCACAGAAAAGGAAAUUCGACAAUGGCACAAAGGAUUCCUGAAAGACUGUCCGAACGGACUGCUGACAGAGCAGGGUUUCAUCAAAAUUUACAAACAGUUCUUCCCGCAAGGUGAUCCGAGCAAGUUUGCCUCGCUGGUGUUUCGAGUGUUCGACGAAAACAAUGACGGGUCGAUCGAGUUCGAGGAGUUCAUCAGAGCGCUGUCGAUUACAUCGAGAGGAAAUCUGGACGAGAAGUUGCACUGGGCGUUCCGAUUGUACGACGUCGACAAUGACGGUUUCAUAACGAGGGACGAAAUGUACAACAUCGUCGAUGCCAUCUAUCAGAUGGUGGGUCAGCAGCCGCAAGCCGAGGACGAAAACACACCGCAGAAACGGGUGGAUAAAAUCUUCGACCAGAUGGACAAGAAUCACGACGACCGGCUCACGCUGGAGGAGUUCCGCGAGGGCAGCAAGGCGGAUCCACGCAUCGUUCAGGCGCUUAGUUUAGGGGGCGAUUAACCGAAUGACGACUCGCGAACACAUGGGCCACCCCCGCAGCGGUCGUACCAGUACGACGAGCAGCACAACAUCGAAAUCCGACCGGUGCCGGGUGGCAACAGCAGCUCCUACUAGAGGACAGAUAGCAGCACAGGAAAUAGCGAACGGCGAAGCGAAGUGAGCGGUUGACGGACGAACAUUUGGUUGGGCGCGUGGAUGACAGCUGUGGUGUUUUCUUUUCUCAUUUCUGGCAGCUGCUGGGUGGCUUUUGCGUACGCGAGAUCUCUAAUUCACUUGCUUUCUGUUUGAGUUUUUGUUGGCUGUUUGUUGUGAGAGGUAGCACCAAAUACUCCUCUUGCCUCUUGGUUUUUCUUGCUGGAAGGCAUCUUCAAGUUUUUGGCUGUUCUAACUAUGUGUAGUUAAGGUUAAAGUGACUUACUGAAACAAAAAAAAACCUUAAGGGAAGGGGAUAAUCAAUUUCAAGAUAUAAAAAUAAAACAAUCGAAUAGCAUUUACCAACUUAAAAGUAACCUAUCUAAGAAAAAUGCUUCUUCUUAAUACAAUAAAUAUUCGCGUACUUUUAAAUAUAAACUUUUAUGCAAUCUCAGAUUUAAGCAAAAAGCGUCCAGCGCAAUCAAAUCGCUCUUAUAUAAAAACAAAAAACAAAUUAAGUUUGCUUGGCUUUGGAUCGGAAAGCUACUAGAGUAGAGUUACAGACAUCGAACAUGCUGAGCGCUGAACUGUUGGGUAUGUUUUUUUUACGUAACGAACGAAAGAAAACCGCACUACGCAAUCAUACUUGGAAACUGCAACCGUCAAAUUAUCUUGAACAGCAAACCACACCUACACUAACGCAAAACAGAAGAAAAAAAUAUGCACACACGCUAAUGUUUACAGUUUUCGCUAAAGAAAAAAAAUACUAUUUACAACUCGGCCCGUUGGAGAGUGACACGCGAAAUCGUCAUCAGAAAGAGAGACGGAUGAGAGUAGGAAACAGUCGUGCUACCGGUUUUAGAUAAGUGUGUAAAUUUGAGUCAAAAAAUGCCAAAAAAAAAACAAGUAACAGUAACAUAGAUUAUAUUUCAUUACCUUGGAAAACAGAAGGCAGCACCGCAUGUAAAAAUUGCAUUAUUUGUUAUGAAAUUUUAAAGAAAAUCACUGCAAAAAGUGGUGAAGAUAAACAAUAUUGAUAUUAAACGCUAAUUCUAUUGUUGUUAUUGAAUAAACUAAUGAAAAAAAAAUCUUACUAAAACUUAUCUAAUAGGUGGGGUAAAUCAAGCCCGAAAACGGGUGAAUGGCAAUUGAGUGAAAAGGCACACCGACCGAGCAGGACUGGUUAAAGAAAAAAGCAAUAAAAAAACAAAUUUGAUCAAUCUUGAAUGAAACGUGAUUUGAUAAAUGACGAAAUGGAAAAAAAGGGAAAAAUCAACAAUGAAAAUUAACAGCUAGCUAACACCAAAACAAAAUUAAUAACAAACAAACAAAAAAGUCAGUGUUUAGUAAAAUCAUUAACGAACAAAACAAAUUUGUACACCGCCGUCGCCGUCGAAAGUGAGGGAGUCAGACAAACGUGUAAUCCAACCCAUCAAAGCAAACCGGUUCAUAUUUUGCGCGUAUUAUUGGUAAUACAAUGAAACAGACAACAAAAGAAACGAACGAACGAACAUACAAACAAAAAUGUGUUAUUUUUAUACAGCAUUCGAAGCAGAAGCGUUGUUACAGCAAAAUUAUCCAUGGCGACGAAUAACAAAAAAGACGGGGGGAAAACAUUAAUGCAACCAUUUCCGUCUCACGCACACUGUUUGAAAUCAAAGCAAAGCAACCAUACAAAAGGGUUUAGGCGCUGAUGGGUGCGAGGGUUGUGUUUUUUAGUAAUUUCGUUAAGUUUUGUUUUUUUAAAUGGAAAUAACGUACGCUCAGGUGUAGAACUAAAACGCCAGGCGAAAGAUUGGUCUCAUUAACUAAAGAUUAUAUAUUGAGUAACAUUAUCCAAUCUCGGUAAUUUUGUUCGAAAACUCCCCAGUUUCAUAUUCAAUUUGUUAGUAGUAAUAUUUGAGCCAAAUGCUGUUAAGAAGUUAGAUAACUCAACGAACAUCUCACCAAAUGACGUAGAAAAUACGCACCAUUGUGAAGAUGAAGUUCGCACGAUUUUCUCUUUGUCCUUCGGGUCAUAGCCAGCGUCUACAAAUUUUUAAAAAUCCACUUCUCAGGAAUUUUUCACUCGAAAAAAUAUACCAGGGGGAUUUUAUUUUCGUUAUCUAGAAAACAAUGGGAAGAAUUCCCUUCGUCGUUUUUUAGAAGAGCAUUUUCAAGGGAUAAAAAAGAACUGGAAAGGGUACAGAACCAGGAAGCCGAUUGGAACCAUUUCCAAGAGUUCUUUAUGCAGAAAUUGAAGCCCCCGUAACGACUACGUUAACUGCACCGAAUCCAGCAUCUCCCGAACCAGUGGAUUCCCCCUCCUAGAGAACCGUCUACUGAUGGCACCCCGAGCGGGGUGGCGAACGCGAUCAAAACCCGCCGUCAAACCCUACGAAGGCCCCGAAAAACACCGACGUUUAGUGAUCUCUGGACAAAACAGACUAAACCAUUUCCGGCAAGCAAUCGUCGAAGCGAAGGAAACGAGUUGGAGCGAUUUUCUGGACCGAAUUCACCCCGACUCGCUCACAAAGGAGUUCGGACGCCACUUCGCGACACUGUCGUGCACCUACAUCACUACCACCUGAGCAAGAAGCCAAUGCUCGAAGCAACCCCCGAGAUCUUCUUUACCGACACCAUUUUCCGCGUAAUACAAAGCAGUCUCCUCUCCUAUAUGGCUUAAACAUUGGAGCGAAUUGUCAAUAGUCAGCUGACAGAAUCCGCUAAGGACGUCACUAUUUGCGUCGGGGUAUGGGCAGUAUCCAUUUUUGUCUAUACAAUCUUAAAUAGCGACCACUUUCCUAUCCAAGUCUAGUUCUACGAUCGGGUAGACUGGACUUCCUCCCUGACGAGUGGUUCCCGGAGAUCAGAUGAUCAAGAGCACUCCUGUGGAGCUUCAGAAAGGUUAAACAAACCAUAGAAAAGUCAAAAAAUGCAAACUGAACCAGUUUUUGGAAGAUAUCUCCCCAGGCUCCUCGACAUCAGGAGCCCUAUUCUCACCGUCACGUCACCUAGUGAUUGGAGGAAUAUUUUCUAAGGAAUACCCCAAGCGGAAAGUUGCGACAUGACCAUCGGUAAUGAGCUACACUUCGCGUCCCUGUUCGGGGAUGUCCCUCUCGCAAAACAGUUCUGCGAAUCAAGCAGUACGCCCGUUCGAUUCGACCGUGAUUCAAGCCAAGUAGAACCCUUCACCGGAAAUGAACUGUUUUCGAUCCGGAUCACCCCGAUUUGCAUCGAUUUUGUACGCUUGCUACGUAUUACUUCCAGUCUAUUGAGAAUUCGGGGGCCGGCGGGCCCCCAGCGAUCUCUCCACGGCCCCCUUAGGGGUCUGUGGACCGUGGUUGAGAAUCGUUGAUGUGGACAAUUAAAUAUCUGCUCUUGUUCUUCGAAACUCAUCUACCGAGAAAGUUAUUAAUCUCUCCCAACGACGGCAAGGUUUAGCUUCUUUCGCAGCUCACUUUCGACAAUAGGAACAUCCUUUUCGGUUACGGUAACGUCAUACAACGUUAGGUAGACGAAAUUUCCUUCUGGCGAACAUUUAACAUAUAACUUCGGUAACUCACUGAUGGUAGUGUUCCAAGUCAAACAGUUUCACUUGGGCCAUGAAAUGGAUCGACUUUUGAGCUUUCAUGUAAUCCUCGACUCUUCUCUUGCUUCCUGUCUCCAUCUAUUACGUCCCCAUUUAGCUUUCGUUCCAAUGAGCCGUUUAGAUGUUGAUUCCAUGAGUUAUUUAGCUCCUAUUGUCGUGAGUCAGUCAGCUCCCAGCCUUAUAACGAUCUACUCGGAUAGUCCCCGACGGUGAAAUCACCCUACUCCGACUGAGAAUUCCCCGUCGGCGGAAUUUCUCCCAAUACCGAUUCGUGAGCGUUGGUGCGAUUUCUCUCGGCUCCGUUUAGAGAGCCAAUUAGCUCCGGCAGUGGCCCUAACCUACUUAACGGGUAUACCGAUAGGUGCUGAGGUCUGGUCCACUACAAGUGACUACAGAAUUCAAAGGGAACUUAGAGUAUAUUUGAUACAUUAGAAACAUUUUGACGAACAAAAUAAAUGUGUUGGUAGAUAACAUAAUUUGGAGGGUGUUUUUUCCCAAAACACAGAUAGCAGACAACACGCAGUGAAUCCGACCUUUUCACCGAUAAGAACGUGCUACCCUAUGGACUCGUCCUGACGUUUACCCUAUUCCUAAUCAGCAUGUCUACAACUUCCUAUACGCCAGCGAUACCCUGGUAGUUUUCACCGAACAAAUGGUCGAACACGGAUACAAAACUUUCGUUCCCCAUUUCUGAAAAAUCAUGAACGAAUGCUCAAUCAGAAAAAGGUUUGUGAGUAUCAUAUGCACCAAACACUUCAAAUGCAAUCGGUCCCUGGCAAUAACCAUAGCCGGCAUGACACUAAUCCAUUGCCGGAUCUACCAGCGGGUCGAAAUCACCUAACGUAAUCGCAACGGAACGAACUACAUCCUGGCACCUCUAUACAACGGGUCCAUCCGAGCUAUCUCCAAACAGAUACCCUUCUGCUGGAACAUUGCCCUUGUAUCCAUCCGGCGAGCGAUAAUCAUCUUAAAGAGAACAUCCGAGAACGACGAGUCUGUAACCAACGAAACAGCGCUUCCACCGAGUAUGGCCACGCCUCUGGAACGUAGAAUCCCUCCAAAUUGAUACAACACUAUCUCAGACGAUCCGGGUUGUGGGGAAGCCCCCGAAGUCGCACAAUCUACAUACAACCAACUCGUGCAGCUGCGUUUGCCGAACCUACACCCGUAUCUUACACGGACGGAUCCAAAAAGACAACGAGGUUGGAAUCGGAGUCAGUGACAGCGGGACAGGUUUGUGUUCCGUUUUCUCCGUCGAAGUCGUCACCGACUCCUCUCGUUACUCCGCGCGCUUGAAGCUGGUCAAUCCCGACACUCAUUCGUCCAGGCCAUCUAAAUCAACAUCGAUUCAUUCACCACGCUCUGCUAGAUCCUCGAGCACUGCAACGUACAUGGAAACGUGGACGUCGACCAUCUGGUAGCCAAAUACAAGUGUCAGCCGCGGACAUCAUCUGACACGUUGUCCAAGUCCUUAACGCCAAUUUCACCAGCCACUGGCCACUUCUCGAAAAAUCAAACGACCACGAGUGCUGCAGAGAACGGAGGGUUCUAUCCAGAUUGCGGACGGGGUACAUUAGGAUCUCCCACGCACACACUGUUUCUAAUGUUCAACCCCCAAUAUGCACCACUUGCGCUACCCGGAAGACAGUAGAAAACAUCCUUUUCACCUGUCUUGAAAUCCCGGUACGACAUGAGCUCCCGCCUUCAAUUCGCGACUUUCUGGUCAACGACCCCGUACGAGAAGAGGCCGUCCUAAACUUCUUGAAGGACGCCGGGCUAUUCGAGAACAUAUAACCGGAUAACCCACGAUCAUAUUAGCGGUGGACCCUCUGCCGCACCCCCCGGUGCUGGAGAAAUUGCUCGUGGCCUAAACCCGACUGACCAAAACCACCAUCAACCCCAAUCCUAUCCGGGCCCAAAAAACACCAGCACUCAAUAAACAACAAUGCAAUCUGACACUGCUAGGAUUUCCAGCGAACAAAUGAUUUUGUCUUGGAUUUUACGUAAUAGAUCCACCACAAGCUUCAUGCCGGAACACGUCGCCGCUGACAUGUCCAGUAUUGCCAUUUGAUGCUGACUUCUUCGAGCGUUUCUGAGUAGGUGACGACGAAAGUCCACAGUCUCGCUCUCUCCCAAGGUUUGACAGACACUUGCUUAUCGGAGACAUGAUUGUCUUCGAGUACACUGUAACUAGAAAAAGAACGUUUCUUAAUGAAUUUUUAAGUAUUUUUUACAUCUUUGGGCAGCCGGCUACCGAGAGUAACCUAUGUUUUCUCAAUAAAGGCAAUGUAAACUCCAAAUAACCUGCCGUGGGAGUACUGACUAGAAAAUCUAAUCUAAAUCAUAGCCGAUUUUAGGGUUAAAUGUCAGCCAUAGACUUAGACUUGUGUGGAGACAUGAGAUGGGAGACUUGUGAGAAGUGUUAUUUCACCGUUUGACAACCUUAGUACAAUGGCAGUUAUUUGUGCCAGGUUUGGGUCCCAAAUCCUAUCUUCCAAUGUUUUUUUUUAUCUGAGGAUAAAAUUAAAUCAGUCACAACUCUUUUUUGUCUUUAUCGUAUAGAAUGGUUAUGUAAUCAUUCUGAAAAUCGACUUUUCAACAGAGGGCGUCAAGAUCGCAAAGUGCCUGUGUGUGUCAAAUAAUGUCACUCAAUUUUCUCAGAGUAGGCUGAACCGAUUUGCACAAACAGUAUAACGCUCCCACGAGCUGAUAUUGAUUACUGACUGAUCCGACUUCCGGUUCCGGAGUGACGGGUUGAAUAGUGCGGAUACACAGAAACUCUCUUAUAAACUGAUAACACCAUGAUGUCCGAAUGUUUUAAUAUAUAUUAACAUGUGUGCAACAUUACUUAGAUUUACGGGUCUAGAUCACUAAUGAUCAAUCAGAGUAGCUUUAACCACAUUGGCCACCUAUGACGGUCCUUGAUGCCCCAGGGGAACUCGCCAAGUUCCUAAGUCAAUAUUACACCAAUUUCCCAGCGAAUUCUUGAUCGAUUUUUACAAACUUGAUUUCAAAUGAAAGAUAUAGCAAUACCAUUGACUGCUAUUGAAUUUCAUUCGGUACUGACUUUUGGUUCCGGAGUUACAGGUUAAUUAGUAAGGUCACAUUGGAAUUUCCCAUAUAAACCGCAUACCGAAAUAAGAUAAAGGAUUUCUGACGCAUCCUACACUGUCACUCUACUAGCCUCCAACACCCCUCUCCUUCCAAACCCAUUCCAUCUUCAUUUUAACAUAUGAUCUGUAACCCGUCAGGAUAACAGUUCAGUACUGGGUGAAAAUAAACCUAUUUUUGUGUAUACACUCCGUAGAGUGUAUUUGUUUACCCAUAAUUAUGCUCACCGUUGUUCGAUACUGUUCACAUUUACAUUUAUUCGCUUUCGCGUUUGUGAACGGUUUUGUUCGUGCAGAUAGGUUAGAUCAUUUUUGUUUUAUGUUUGUAUAUUAAUAACAUAGGGCUUAGGUACGUCACCGUUCUCCUCCUGAUGUUAUAUUGGUUGCUGAUUAUGCUGCAAGAUUGCUGUGGUGUUGAUUUGUUUUCUUCGGGCAGAAGGCGGCCAUCGUAUGCAAAGCAGUUAGUGACGAACUAAUGAAUCAUAGUUCGAAUAAAUGAGAAAGGCGCAAUCGUACUACUAACGAUUGGUAUCCGAAUUGUCAAAAUUCAUCAGCUGUUAACAAAACGUAAAGUUUGUUUUCAUACAUUUUCACAAUAAUAGGAAUUUUUCAAUAGUGCGUAGUUUAAAUACCGAAAAAAUGUAGCAAACUAUUUUUAAGUUGGACUUUUCCGAAACGAUUGGUGAUUAAAUGAACUUCAAAUUUUAGUUUUACAUGUAACACCUAGUGGUGCAAUUGUGCCUUUCUCAUUCAUCCAGAAUAUGAUUCCAUGAUUGGUUAUACUGUAAAAUUGUUAUUAUGGCACUCGGCUGCCACGAACCUGAUGAGCUACGUGUCACUGAAACAAAAAAGAGAAACAUUUAUUUAGCGUUAGUUAAAUUUUGUCUUCAUUCUAAUUUAUUUUGGUAUGCGGGGGUGAAUGUGUGAGGGUGAGAUGCUGUAGCUUUCAUUUGAGAUUAAAUUUGUUAAAAUCGAGUAAGACAUUGCCGAGCAGCAGAUGUGGAUUCAAUUCAGAAACUUUGUCAUUUUCUUGAAGCCGAAAGUGUCCGAUGUAGACUAUGGAUUUAAUUGGGCAGCAGUGAAACUAUAAAUUCAAACAAUUUAGAACACAAUUUGUGAUGUUUAGCAUCUUUUAGAUAGCAUACUGGUAACGAUUUAUAUGGGUAUUUCAUACGUGACUGCACUUUGCAACCCGUAACGCCGGAACCAGAAGUCGGGUGAGAAUGAAAUACAAUAGCAGCCUAUGGGAAAGUUGUACCUUUCAAUUGAGACUAAUCGGUUCGGCUAUCUCCGAGUGGUCAGAUACAGGAGGAUAUUUUCGAACUAAGUCGAAUAAUAUAAAAUAAUCAUAGCAAGAUUGCAAGGCCUUUCUAUAGGAGAAAGGAAAAAAUGCUAAUUAAGGAUGCCGAUGGAGGUGGGCUUUGUCCAUGGGCUAACUAUAAGAAGAACUCUCUUCCAGGGUACGUCUUGCUUCGGAAGGACAUGUACCCUCAUUGGCUUUACCUAACCGGAUACGGUAGCCUUCAGUAUGAGUAUCGUCAAUUUCAUCGAUUUUUUGCGUGUAGUUCUAACUGAACGUUGUGCCGCCAUCUUGAAUUUUCGAAAAAAAACAUUUUCUAAUUACUGAUAAAUAACGAAAAAAUGAUCAAAUCAGAAGCUCGUAUCUCUUUUCAUUUUUCCACAAAAAAUUCUCAAAUAUUGCUUUGAUUUUCCGCCGAAUGCAGGAGAAGAUCCCCUUAAUCAAAACACUCUAAAAAAUGCCAGGAACCUCGUCCCUUAUCAUAUUUCGGUUCUAAUGAAAGUAAAAAAUGUGACGCGACUCAAAAUUCGUUGUAAUCCCAUGUGUGAUUAAACCGCCAGUGAGCUACUCUCAGCAGAAUGUUACAGCACAAAGGCCUUGUUCCCAGCUCGUUCAUCUGAAACUGAUGAAUCGAUGUGUGCAUUGACAACGGUUGCUCUUGCAGUGCUGGAGACUGUCGAGCUAAAUUAAUUGGCAAAGGCUCUCGUAACUGGGUAGCCGGAAAGGAUCGUUGAUUGGCGCAGUCGUUCAUAGAGAGCGACGAACAAUAUUCCAGAGAUGAUGGGACUAGGAAACAGUAGAAGCUUUUUAGGCAGUAAAAAUUUGUGAAUGAUUUGGUAGUGUGGAAGAUAACAAGCAUGGUCCUCUGUCUGUAAUUUACAUCGUUGAAGUAAACUACGAAGAUGAGUUGUUCAAGAUGGCUUCCUUGUGGAAGGCCAGGUGUAGCUCACGGUCGACGAGUUAUGACUGGAACCAGCAAAGGAGUGACCCAUUGAAUCCCAGUUGGCACAAUUUGGCGAUGGCAAGUUCGUGAUUGAUUUUGUCAAAAGCGGUGGACAUUUUGAAAAUGCUUUGAGAAACGGCGUUCAAAACCAUCGUCGAAGGCAGCGGAAUUAAAUUUCAGGUUUGCUUAUACUAUAUACUAUACCAUCACUGCUUUUCGAGAUCCAACUUUAGUUUCAUCCAAAAAAGUUUGUUUAAAGCAACUAACCUGGUUCCAUAUCGAGGUUCUCACGCGUAUAGGACAACUAUACCGGUUUGUAUCCGUGAAACAGAAGCUUCGUUCAUAUAGCUAGCUACGAAUGGUAUGAUGAUGCAGACACGGAAGCAGAUCACUUCAUAAAAAGACCAACGAUUUACGAUUAGCAGAUAAUAUUAUUUUCUAGCGUGAGUCACGCCCAUAUUCUAUUCGUUUGCUAAAAAAGGUGCCUGUUAUUCCAGGAAAAUUUAAUCAAAUUUCCAUGGGCAAAAACACUGUCUUUCUUAUCGUAAAAAUGGAAAGUAAUCUUUCGGGAUAAGUUUCCCCAGGCAGUGAUUUAUCGUUGUUAGUAACCAUUUAACAAUGCAAACACCUAUUCCGCCUCCAAUGAAUGUGAAAUCAAAAAUUUCGCUCACCGGAAAUCCCCAUGCUCACGGCUGGCACAGACAAAAGCCAUUAUUUCUACUCACUGCCAUCGUAACUACAUUCCGACCACGUUCGCGAGAAUGGAAGAAUUUCUUAGCCCCCAUCAACCGUUAGGUUUUACCCGGAUCUUCUCUAUUUCGACGAAGAAAAAAGAUUCCAGCGACUGCAUUCUUGCCCCUCUCACGUGACACAAGAAAAAUCUCGCUACUAGCUCUCGGUCGUGCUGCACCACUUUCCUGCGGUUCAUCGCAGUUGGCCGCGAAAACAGUGUCUGUUUCUGGUGUUUGAAGGGUAGUUUAUGGCACUUGCACUGAAACCGACGGUCGCGACAGUUAUAAAGCAAUUGAUUGAAAAAAAAGUAUUUUCCCAUUGGUUUACGAGAUCAACAAAAACUGCAACUCUUCCAAGAACCGGAAUCGAUAAAUGAAUGGAAUACCGUUGUCGGUGUAAUAUAAUCAGUCAAGAUGAUGGUAGCGAGGAGUGAAAAUAAAAUAAUAUCAAAGUUGGGCGGUGUAUGUGUAGUGGAGUGGGAAUCUGCUAAUGGCAUCCCACUCAGACGUAAUCCGCCAAAGAGGAGCACGUGCCGGGGGUUUGUUUGCUCGGUGCACCGGAAAUGAAAGAGUUCAAUUUCGAAACAGUUUCCGGGGUUUUCGUCUUUGCAGCAAAUCCCAUUUGGCCGCUCUCGAAUGAACGGAGGAGACACUGAACUCAAAUGACCGGCGUUUGGAUGUACCAUAAUGGCUGAUGCACUUGGCGCCAACUUUUUUUUUUCCAUUUGUGGCUUUGCCCGACAGGGCUGUUGAAUAUGUAUUACACAGUGUCUACAGGCAGGCGGGGGUAGCUAGGUGGUUUUAAUAGUAAAAGAUUCAUUAGCUCGUUAUCGGCUGCCUGCUGGCAAGUGGAAUUUUUAAUGCUACCCGUUUCCUGCGCUGCUCACCCGGUGGAAUAUGACGAAGGACUGACCUCGUAAAAAGAAGGGAAGAUUUGACGGAAGCACUUUCGGUGAGCAAUAAAAUGCGCAAACGGUGGAAGAGUUGGCGUUUUUGUUUCAGAUCUUCAGUCCAAUAAAGAAUUUCAUUCAGGAACACUGUCUUAACUGUUUCUUUAUGAUAUGCUAAAAUGUAAGUUAUUUAAAAGUUUAAAAAUUUGAUGAUUCAAUGAAAAUUGUAUAUCUUAUCGGUUUCGGUGGUAGUACCGAACAAAACUUGAAUACUACUCACUCUAGAUGAACAUCUAUUCUCUGCAUUUGUAUGGUCUACACUUUCGGUUUAAAGCCCUUUACAACAUUAAGGGCCCUAUUCUCACAGCCACGUCACUUAGUCAGAAAAUUUCCCUCUAGUCACUGGGCGACGAGAAUAGGGCCCCAAGAAUUAAUUUAUGUUAUCUCACGUUCUCAUCACACCCCUAUGAAAAGUGGUCUCAUGGUUCCAUAACAGUUUUCAGAUUAGUCAAAUGGUUAAGAUAUUCCCUUGCACCCUGCGCCAUCCCGAUUGAAGAAAACAGAAGCCUAAAAAAUAACUAUCACAAAAUCAACAAAAUUUAUUCAACAGGCUACUCCCCAAACCGCAAAACCUUGCUGGUCGAUCCGAAACCAUUAAGGUUCAAGUUACCUUUUUUAAGCAUGUGUUAGAAUUGAACGCUUGGUAGUGUGCGUAGGAAAAUUUGUGUUCAGCUUUGCCACCGGAUUAUCCAUUUAAACCUUUUUAAAACUCUAAAAGAAGAAUAUCAGUCGAUUUAUUAGAUCAUCACGAUUCAAUUCAUGCAAAAUACCUGCUGGAAAAACCAUCGGCUUAGCUAAAUGGUGCUUUUGAAAAAGUGGCUGUGGUUUUUUCAUUGCGCAGUUGUGUUGCGUACCCCAGCUCGGUGUGGUAGUGUGAUAAAAAAUCACAGCCACUUUUUCAAAAGCACCAUUUAGCUAAGCCGAUGGUUUUUCCAGCAGGUAUUUUGCAUGAAUUGAAUCGUGAUGAUCUAAUAAAUCGACUGAUAUUCUUCUUUUAGAGUUGUGAAAAGGUUUAAAUGGAUAAUCUGGUGGCAAAGCUGAACACAAUUUUUCUUACGCAUACUACCAAGCCUUGAGGUAACUUGAGCCUUAAACUAACAAGAAACAGAAAACAAACUUAUUCUCAGAUUCCUAUAUGUGUGUGUAACGAAUGCAAAAAAAAAUCUCAAAACUCUCACCUGCUAACAAACAAACAUUAAACUUUCAAGUGGACAAUUUAACAAAUAAGUAAAAUACAUUGAUUAGCUCACGUGAUACAAUGGAAGGUGAAACUAUUUCAAAACAAAACAAAAACCAAAGGAAAAGUUACAUGAUUAAAUAAAAAAUCUUACAAAAACUUACAACCUCUCGGCUCAGUCAAUGAUUGUUUACUUUUUGCGCCGCUAUAAAACAAAGCUCUCGCUCUCUUUUUACUUGUCUGCUUACUCGUUGAGAUUUGUUACUACUACUACUACUACUAGGGAAACUAACGGUAGAAUAGCAAUAGUUAGUAUCUGUGCGCUUUUGCUGAGGCCUAACGGUUGAGGAGAAGGAAGGGGGGAAACAAACUAUGUUUUAAAAAAAUAAAAGCAAAAAAACUUGCCUCUUUA
Messenger RNA from Topomyia yanbarensis, 14206 nucleotides. RefSeq names its product frequenin-1. Lineage: Eukaryota; Metazoa; Arthropoda; Insecta; Diptera; Culicidae. Gene Ontology annotation, molecular function: calcium ion binding; calcium sensitive guanylate cyclase activator activity. The transcript has 8 exons. The coding region runs from base 1317 to 1880 and encodes 187 amino acids. The record is from RefSeq and is a predicted model, not a curated record.